Molecule: messenger RNA, 2864 nt
Organism: Spizellomyces punctatus DAOM BR117
Lineage: Eukaryota; Fungi; Chytridiomycota; Chytridiomycetes; Spizellomycetales; Spizellomycetaceae
Exons: 5
Coding region: 65-2317 (750 amino acids)
Biological process (GO): RNA 3'-end processing
Cellular component (GO): TRAMP complex; nucleolus
Molecular function (GO): mRNA binding; poly(A) RNA polymerase activity
Source: RefSeq, a predicted model, not a curated record
CGCAGCAAAGCUACCACUUUGACCUUUCCCACUCUUCCGCAUCGAUCAAAGGGGCGGUCCGGCAAUGCUGUCCGUGGCAAUGCCCACCGUGGAUCCCUUGACCCAGUGGGCCAACCGUAGUUUGGAAAAAUUGGGGCGGGAAUGGCUCAAAUCUCCUAAUUCGCUUUUGGACAAGAGCUAUCGACCAGUCAUUGAAUCGACUGCAAAUGGGGGUGAACAUUCUGAUCUUGCAAAUGAAGACUUACCGGAGCUGCCUGGUUUGCCCCUUCUCCAUACUUUACCGCCAAAAUUCGAUAGCAGACCAUCGGACCUUUUUGCAAAGCUAAAUAAUGAGAUAAUUCUGCUUGCCGCACAGCUGAAUCUCCGUCCUCAGGAAAGGGCGCUGCGUGGUUGGGUCGUUCGCCAGCUACGCACGUUUCUGAAAGACUAUUGCAAAGCGAAGCAAUUGAGACCCGGCGCUGCGAAAGCGCAUCUGAUUGGGUCCUCUCGCUACGGAGGAUGCCUUCCAACGAGCGGCCUCGAUAUUAUGAUCGAAUUUGAUUUAGAAUUGGAGCAGAAUGAGAACUUACUAGGAGAUCUGCAUGACGCUCUCCUAGUGUCUCCACUGAUACAAAAGGUUGCCAAUCUUUCGACAUUGAAAAUUAACCGACACGGCUCUGUUACUCGGUACAUUCAAUUCUGCACAAGGAUGGGCAGUCUUAAAGUCUUCCUGUAUCUGAACUGUCCCUCGGCCCUCAAGGCAGCAGACGCCAUGCAGCGUGCCAUGCUUGACCUUCAGCCUCAUUUGUAUCCGCUAACUUUGGUGGUGAAGCAGUGGUUCCACAUUCGUGGGUUUUCUAAAACUGACAGCGGGGGUGUCAGCGGUUUCGCGGUGGUCAAUAUGGUUCUUGCAUUGGUAUUACGUUUCGAGAAAUUGACGCGCGACACGUCGCCGCUGGCCAGGCUUUUCGUGCAAUAUUUUCAAUUCUUUGGGUUCGAUUUCACUCCGGAUCUCCACGCUAUCUGUUGUCAGGUGGAAGAAGGCGUCUGUAUGAAAAAAGCGCGUGCGAUAGACAAAUGGAACGGAAACCCUGAAGGGCAGUCAAUUUCUAAUUUUCAAGUCAUCGAUCCCAGCGAUUAUCUGAACGACAUGACAUCUCGUGCAUUCAAGUUCUCGGAAAUUAGAGGACAAUGCCAGGACAGCUCUGGAGUCUUAAAGCUCCGGUAUCAGGGUGGGGUGUUUUGCGAUCUCGGAACGGGAGACAUGUUGGAUGGCAUUGUGCGUGGUGACGACGAUAUGGUACGACACCAGAGGGAUAGGUUUUGCGCUGAAUGGAAUGACUAUCUGAAUGACGAGAUUGGAGUGUCACUAGAUUCGAUGGCUGUAGAUGUGCCUUCAUCAAUUCACUCACCUGCGCAGCAUCCGACUGCGGUCACAUUUUCCGGUAUGGUCACUCAACCCGCAACUAUGAUUGACCCAAUCAGCGACUCCGAACAGAGCACAAGCUCGCAACGCCAGCCGACCAGGAAGAAUCCACAACCAUCCAACGCUAGAAAGUCGGAGCUGUCCGUGAAGGUCGAUGUGCGACCGAUAGGAAGCCAAACUAUCCGCCCUACUGAAACAUCGCCAAUUUCGGCGGAAGAAGAUAUGGAUAUUGACACUUCUAGUCCCUCUCCCAUCAUGACGCAGACGGCUGCUACGAAGUCUUCCACCAAAACCACGCUGCCUGAUAGUCGGGUCGUGGAAGAUGGCGCACCUCACGCAUUGCCCGAAGCGAUCGGCGUAACUUCCAACGCAGAUUGUGGAACCGCGCAGCUUUCGCCAAUUGUGAUCGAAGAUAUGGAUGAUAAAAGGCCGCAGCGAAUGGAACCGCCACAGCUGCCGACUUUAAAAGCAUACAUAGACAACUAUUAUCAAACUAACAACCUACCCCGAGAAACUUUUAAUUUGCCAUACGUCAAAAAUACGAGCGCACCCCAGCUCGUAAAUGUCCUUGGUGCCACCUCUUUCCGGACGGAUCGAAAGACUUCAACAGAGUUUGAAAGACCUCGGCAAACCAAUAAAACGAUCGAAUGCAUUUCUUUAUUAUCGUCCCCAUCCUCUGCGGGGUCUGGUCCGUCUACAGCAUCUUUAAGAAUCAGCAGCGAAAGUGAAAGCGAAGAAGGUGCGAUUGACGAAGUUCCCCGAGGGCGGAGGUCGGUAUCUCCAGUUCGGACAAAACAAAGCAGACGGGAAGACGAGACUGAAGAUAGAAACAGGGUCGGCAGUCGUGGCAGGCACUCCCAGUCCCGCACCACUCGACGGCAUUCACGAUCGCGGAGUCCUCGUUACUGGUAGGACGACAUAGCGAUCGUAGUGGUAUCUUUGCAUGUGGAAAUUGUACAUACGGAUGGAAAUUGAAAUUGAAAUUACUCUUGUAAUGAAAUCUCCAUUGUGACUUGGAAGGUGCGACAAUCAUCGCCAGCCAGCGUUGGUAGAGGUAGAUUGGCAAUCUUUCGCCUCUACACUUCUUGAUAUGUGUUACUAGUAACAGGCAAUGGCUUCGACAUCUGAGAUUAACGUUGAGUUACUCAUUAUCACCUGAAAAUGAUCGACUAGAUGAACUAAACGGAGCUCUACACUUAUCAACAUGCCGGCUCUCGGCCAUCAAAUGCAUCUCACGACCAUAUAUUUGGUGUUUUAUACGCCACGUACGCCCGGAAUUAUUUUAAAUACUUAACGUUACAGACCAUUACAGACUUAGUCUCUCAGACAUGAAAGAUUUUCCUGUAUCGUCCCCUUCAUUCUGCGCAUUAGAAUGCUGAAAAAAAGGUAUUUUCACAGACAUGAUAGGCCCGCCCGGCAUAUGACUCCGCUCACUUGCAAUAUCGGACCAGUUAUCUCC